AAAAAAAUUAGCGAAAUUCAAAAUUUAAUGAAUUUAAUUAUGACUCCAGCUCAUACAGAUUCUCCAUUGCGACGAUCCGAUGUUAGUUUAUGCCGGGAAUCUAAUCGCAAUGCGUCUGUUAAUGAUGACGCGGAGGAACGGAGGGAGGCUAGAAGGCGUACGCUGAUUUCUAGAGAGGAGGGAAACGUAGAACCAUCAACUUCAGCAUUCGAGGAUAAUGAAACGUUACAAAAAUAUCUGGAAAUCUAUAACAAUAACAAAUUAAGUCGUGAAAAUGCUUGGUCUGUCUCCCUGAUAGAUACAUUAUCGACAUUAUUGGACAGACAUCACAAAACUUUUAGCAAUUUUAAGGUAGCUGGGAGUUCGUUAGAAGCUUCUUCUAAAGUUUACAGUCUGCGCGUUGACUCUAUACACUCGGAUGUUUUGCGUAUGUCGGCUGGUUUGAAUGCUCAAAAGUUUAGUGAAAAACAAUUAGAAAAUGCUGAUGAUGACGACGAUAAUGACACUGUCGCCACAGGUGGUGAAGGAGGUAAUGACCCCGUCGCUAGUGCUGCGGGUGCAGAGGUAAAUGCCGAAAAUGCGAAAAAAACGAAAAAUAAACGUCAGCGCAAGGCUGCAUGUAUGGUAACGAAAAAUAAGGAAACUUUAAAUGCUCGUCUAGAUACAGUACCACUGCAAGAUCCAGUGUUUGGUAAACUGAAUUCGGUUGUUGGCUCGAUAAAUUCUUCGACACGUCUAAUGAACAAUAUUUUAUUGACAACGGACUCUGAACUAAGAUUACGCACUACGUUCGCCAUUUGGGAUAAAGCAGCUUUGCCGCCUGCUGACUACACAGAAGAGAUUUCAUUGCAAACUAAUAAUGAAAAUGAGUUCUUUCCAUGCGAUAGUUUGUUUAAAAUGCAAAACUUGGAAAAUUUCAAAUUACGGCCAUUGCACGACGGUUAUAUUAUCACCGACAUGCCAGAGCCAACAGCGGAGGACAAGGAACAGAAUUUAAGUACGCGACAUACUGUGGAUGAAGAUAUACCAUCUCCUCCGCAAGAGACAGGUGGCAGAGAAAUUGAAACGGUAAAUUCGCCAUUUGGUAAUCUCCAUGAAAUGUCCAUGGCGUUUGAUAUAAAUGCUGAAUGUGAACCCAUGCCUAUUCUUACGGAACAAAUGCCUAUCGUGGAUGUGGAUUAUAAUGAGUUCGAUGAUUUAACUAUAGAGGAUCGUACUGCUAUUAACAAUUGCCGCGGUCUGCGCAAGGUUCCUGUUGUUAUUGAGGAUUUGCGUCCCGUUGACGCUAAUUCGAAAUUGGAGUAUUCUUACAGACCUAUGGAUAAGAUUUCUCAAUUUUGGGCCGGACCUUCGCAUUGGAAGUUCAAAAGGAUACGCAAUCGUCGUUCCAGUGAAGUAGUAGUGGGACGUGUUUUAAAUCGUCGGGGCCCUCGUCAACGUCAAGCUUUGGAUAGAAAGAAAGCUAAGCAGUUAAAAUUUGAUCAAUCUGAAGAAGAGGGCUUUAUACCUUUAGAUCAAAAGUUUAAGGACCGUAAAGCAAACAUACAAAAAAAAUGGGAUCACAAAAAACUGAAAUUGCCGGUCGACUUGCAGUUGAAUAGCGACCGUUUCUCAUAUUUUACACUUGCUCCUGGCUUAGCGAUAUUGGCAAACUCUACGCAUAGGUCUACGUUACAAGACGUCAUCGAUUCUAGCGAAAAUGGUUUACUUAAUGGAAUGGUGGACAAUGUUCAAGCAAUAGAUGAUCACUUUGCUGAUCACGAAAUGGAUCAUGAUGGUGUUGAAAAUUUGGCUUGUAACAGCGUUUUGGUUGGUCACGAUGAUUUAAGUACCUCUCCUGAAAUAAGACCUGCUGAAAAUAAUUCACACAAUUCCACAAUACUAGAAAUUGCCAACAAUUUCGAAGGCGCCCCCACGCAAGUAACCAGAAUUGUAGUGCCUUUUGCUCGCCGAGCAAAAGUCAUCGACAUGAAGAAUCUUAAACGCAGUUGUUCCACAUUGCUCAACAAACAAUUGAAGAGAACGAUAAAUGAAGAGGACAUACCUCAUCAUCCAAUGCUUAAAAACGAGUGCUAUGAAGAUGGUUUAGCCAGUUUUAAUGAGAUUUAUGCAAACCUCCCGCAAUUAUUGACAAAAAAUAUGUCGGAAGCUCUUUCUACUUCUAUAGCUUUCUAUUCAGUUCUACAUCUAGCUAAUGAAUAUGAUUUACGUCUGAUACCUCAGGACGAUCUUACAGAUUUCAAAAUACGCAAGGUGGUCGGGUAGUUCCUUCCGAGCUAAUUCUUUCAAAUGCAUAAGUACGCAGCACUUUUCUAUCUUUCUUUCUCAUUGACCUUCUUUUACAACGGCCAUAGACAUCCCUACUAAUUCUAGAUUUAAUAUUUUUUAAAUCAAAUAAUUAACGUUUUU
Molecule: messenger RNA, 2409 nt
Organism: Glossina fuscipes
Lineage: Eukaryota; Metazoa; Arthropoda; Insecta; Diptera; Glossinidae
Gene: barr
Product: condensin complex subunit 2
Exons: 4
Coding region: 28-2265 (745 amino acids)
Biological process (GO): mitotic chromosome condensation
Cellular component (GO): condensin complex
Molecular function (GO): chromatin binding
Source: RefSeq, a predicted model, not a curated record